Emericellopsis atlantica is the source of this 785-nucleotide messenger RNA. RefSeq lists its product as uncharacterized. The record is from RefSeq and is a predicted model, not a curated record. The transcript has a single exon. NCBI's taxonomy places the organism in Eukaryota, Fungi, Ascomycota, Sordariomycetes, Hypocreales, Bionectriaceae. Bases 90 to 632 code for a protein of 180 amino acids.
GAAUCAAUAUCCAGCAGAACCUGCACAACACUGGCAACUCACAGCAUAUCAUAUCAUCACUUUGUUCUCACCCCUCAACCCACAGCACCAUGGCUUCAUCAAGUUUCUACGACAUGGCCAUAGGCACGGUACGAAUCCAACUCGAAAUGCUGUCCACAAUCAUCGCCAAAGCCGAAGCCUCACCCAUGGCGGCUUCCAUCCCCCAAGCGCGGAUUCACGAGGACAUGCUGCCAUUCACCUUCCAGGUAGACUGCGCGACGCACACGAUCCACAGAUGUCUCGCUCUCACAUCAGGCCAAUUCCCCAUGGCCGACGACGAAUGGCCGUUUGACUCCACAACCUAUGAGCAGAUCAAAGCCCGCAUCGCCAAGGCGGAAGAGCAGCUGGCCAUUGUCGACAAGGACAAGGUGAACGCGCGGGAGAACGAAGUCUGCGAGUGGUCUCUGGCUCGGGGGACUACUCACCUCAAGGCCACUGCGCUCGAAUUUGUGCGAGAUUAUGUUAUUCCCAACACCUACUUCCAUGUGGUGACUGCGUACGAUAUAGCGAGAAAGCAGGGCGUGGAGCUGUCGAAGAGGGAUUACAUCGUACCAGGCCUGGGGAAGCAUGUGAUUUCCAGGACUGAGGGCUAGUCAGAUGGACCUUGUGCAGAGCUGGACUGGUUUUCUUGGUGAGGUCAGUAGGAAUGUGUUCUGAUUUGGUAGGUUCGAUCAAAUACCUACUUGACUGAUAUACGGAAGAUAUCUACGGCGAGGUUGUGUGCCGAAGUGCCUCCCGAGGAUAUG